AUGUCUUCUGGCUCUGACGAUGUCCCUCACAGGACGGACGAAGGCUCAGCACGCAGACAUCGGGGUCGUAAGACGGUGAGCCAAGGUCUUCUUCGCAUAAUUCAACAGACAAAAGUUCAAGGCAAUCCUCCUGCGAUAUCCGGUAAAGCCAAUCUACGAAUCCCUUCUACCCGCCUUCUCAAACGAAAUGAAAAUUACGCCAGUAUCGAUGACCUGAUUACCUCCAUGGAAAUCUCUGUAUUCACAGUCAAGUUUUGA
This is a messenger RNA of Protopolystoma xenopodis, 258 nucleotides long. The record is from the annotation of a GenBank genome assembly. Lineage: Eukaryota; Metazoa; Platyhelminthes; Monogenea; Polystomatidea; Polystomatidae.